Saprolegnia diclina VS20 is the source of this 1812-nucleotide messenger RNA. RefSeq lists its product as hypothetical. The record is from RefSeq and is a predicted model, not a curated record. The transcript has 7 exons. The coding region runs from base 9 to 1721 and encodes 570 amino acids. NCBI's taxonomy places the organism in Eukaryota, Oomycota, Saprolegniomycetes, Saprolegniales, Saprolegniaceae. Gene Ontology annotation, molecular function: protein binding.
CAACGGGCAUGGACAGCGACAACGAGGUUGACGCGUUCGCCGCGCUCCUCGAGACCGACGACGGUGUGCGCACGCUUGUGCGCUACAUCCAAACGCCAAGCGAUGCAGACGCUGACGACGCGGUCAACGCGCUCGCGCUCUUCUCGGACCAUGGCACCAACGAGCGCAUUGCACGCCUCUUGCAGGACGUCAAGCUCGUGGAUACAUUGCUGAGCCAUGCAAGCCUUGGCGACGUCGAGGAGGACUUGCACCUGCCUAUCUGGCGGUGCUUGGCCGCCUGGGCCCACGGCGCCGCCCCGCUCGUGCCGGCGCUCUGGGCCGCCCGGUCCUCGCUCGUCCAGCAGUCGUUCGCACUGCGUCACGCCUCGCUCUCGACGACCUCUCUUGUGAGUGCCACGUUGACGUCGCUCGUGGCGUCGAUCGGCUCAACGCUGCAGCCGCGCCCAGACAAACUCUUUUGCGGGCUCGUGGACGCCGACGCAAACGGCUUUUGCGACCUCCUCAAGCAGUACUAUGUCUUUGGCGGCAACACUGGCCUCCUCGACCUGAUCCGGCGCGUCCUCUCGACCAAAGCGGAAGCCAAGGCUCUCUGCAGCAGCGGCCUUCUCCGGCUCUGGGGACGCGAGUGGCAUCAGCAGCACGACACGACCUUUGGUGCCAAGUGGACUGCACUGCUCUCGCACCUCGCAGAGGUCUUGCACCCGCAGCGCCCGAUUCUCUACUCGGGCAGCGACGGCGACAGCCAGUGGGCCAGCGCCUUUCUCGCACUGGCGCUGAGUCCGCUCAAGUGUGUUUGGAUGGAGAUGGCGCCGCUCGUGCUCGAUGCACUCGGCACUGCCACGUUGGCGCCGGUGCUCCAGUCGCACCCCCACUGCCACGGCGCGCUGCUUUGGCUCUUGUCCAAACCCGACGCGAUUCCUUCUGCAACAACCCGCGCCGAGCUCGAGGCCAUCGCGAUCGACUGCGAAAUGGCCAACCGCGUGGCUCUGCCAACGCUCGAGAUUGGCCUCGCACUCCCCGAGGCCCUCGCAAUGGCCACGUCGCUAAAAGCCAGCGGCAACCGCUGGUUCAGCCUGGGCAAUCAUGCGGCUGCGCGGCAGUUCUACCGCCUCGGUCUCUCGACGCUCAAGGUGGCGGCGGCCACGGCGCGUCAAGCGCUCUCAACGCCGACGACAACCACCGCCUUGCCGGUUGGCGCGUGCGUUGAAGUGCGUCAAGGUGACGGAACCCGCUGGCCGGCAAUGGUCAGCGACGUCGAUGGCCCCACCCGCGUCGAAGUCAUUUACGACGCGUCGGGCGAUGACGACACUGUGGACCUCUCGCGCUGCCGCCUCUGCCUCUCGUUCUCGGAUCAAAGCGCGCUGAGCGCCCUUCAAGUCGCGCUGUGCAUGAACUUGGCCAAGAGCCUCUCGCAUCUGCGCAUGGUCCCCGAGGCCAUCGAGUGCCUCCAUUUUGGUCUCGAGCUCGCGCCCGACCAUUUGCCUGCGCUGUACCUGCGAGGACUGCUCCACAUGCAAACGCUGCAGCUCAAGCCUGCGAAAGACGAUUUUUUCCGCGCCAACAAGAUGGCGGGCGAGCGCAAGGACAAGGCGACGCAAGUGCAGAUCCACAAGGCGUGGAAGCGCCUUCAGGUGCUCACGACGCAGCGCAAGAAGGCCGACAAGAAGCUCAUCAAGGACAUGAUGGCGUACCUCGACACGCUCGCAAUUGACGGCGAGUAGGAGGCUUCUUUUAUAAAGCAUGCAGCCCUCUUGUUAUCGUCGGGUAGUCGCAGGGGACCGAUAAUGCAUAGCCACUCGUUGUCGUGGGCGA